This is a messenger RNA of Hibiscus syriacus, 1843 nucleotides long. RefSeq names its product chaperonin 60 subunit alpha 2, chloroplastic-like. The transcript has 9 exons. Bases 54 to 1799 code for a protein of 581 amino acids. NCBI's taxonomy places the organism in Eukaryota, Viridiplantae, Streptophyta, Magnoliopsida, Malvales, Malvaceae. Gene Ontology annotation, biological process: protein refolding. The record is from RefSeq and is a predicted model, not a curated record. Gene Ontology annotation, molecular function: ATP-dependent protein folding chaperone; ATP binding.
UUUUAGAAACCUCGAAGACCACUAAUCAUUCUCCAGAGCUGAACGGAAGGGAUAUGUCUGUCUCAUCCUUACUUUCACCAAUCCCUGGAAUUGCUUUCUUCUCCGUUUCUAACAUUGAUGGUAGUAGAAGAGCAGUGAGAAAACCACUGAUGGUUAGGAAUUUGAUGGUGAGAGCUGGUCCAAAGAGGAUAUUAUUCGGGAGAGAUUGCAGGGAGGCGUUGCAAGCUGGUAUUGAUAAGUUAGCUGAUGCUGUUUCUGUCACCUUGGGUCCUAGAGGACGAAAUGUUGUUCUUUUUGAGUCUGAGACACUGAAAGUAGUUAAUGAUGGUGUAACCAUUGCCCGGGCUAUAGAACUUUCCGAUGCUAUUGAGAAUGCAGGAGCAAUGCUAAUACAAGAGGUUGCAAGUAAAAUGAAUGAUUUGGCUGGUGAUGGUACUACAACUGCAAUUAUUUUAACUCGAGCCAUUAUCAAGUAUGGAUUGUUGGCAGUUUCUUUUGGAGCUAAUCCUGUUUCUCUGAAAAGGGGAAUGGAUAAGACUGUGAAAGAAUUGGUCAAGGAGCUUAAGAAGAGAAGUUUGCCUGUGAAAGGGAAGGAGGAAAUAAAAGCCGUUGCUUCAAUCUCUGCUGGUAAUGAUGAUUUCAUUGGGAACUUGAUUGCUGAAGCUAUAGAAAAGAUUGGUCCUGAUGGAGUAAUUUCUUUUGAGUCAUCCUCAUCAGCUGAAACCUCUGUGAUAAUUGAAGAAGGAAUGAAGAUUGACAAGGGAUAUAUGUCGCCCCACUUCAUCACUAAUCAAGAUAAGUCUAUAGUGGAGUUCGACAAUGCCAAAGUCCUUGUAACUGAUCAAAAGAUAUCAACCGUCAAAGAAAUUGUUCCAUUACUUGAAAAGACUAUGCAACUGAGUGUCCCUCUGCUAAUCUUUGCGGAGGAUAUCUCAAAGCAAGUUCUGGAAACACUAGUUGUGAACAAAAUGCAAGGUUUACUUAAUGUUUCUGUUGUCAAAUGUCCAGGAUUCGGGGAAGGAAAGAAAGCCCUGUUGCAGGACAUUGCCCUUAUGACAGGAGCUGAUUUUCUUUCUGGAGACUUCGGUAUGAUGCUCGCUGCUGCGACUUCUGAUCAACUUGGUGUUGCACGGAAAGUGACUAUAACAAGCAAUUCCACAACCAUAGUUGCUGAUCCUUCUACUAAGGCUGAAAUCCAGGCAAGAAUAAUGCAGAUAAAAAAGGAUCUAGCUGAAACUGAUAAUGCAUACUUGUCAAGACAGCUCUCAGAAAGAAUUGCAAAACUCUCUGGUGGUGUGGCGGUCAUUAAGGUAGGAGCAUAUACUGAGAUGGAACUUGAAGACCGUAAACUAAGAAUUGAAGAUGCAAAGAAUGCUGCAUUUUCUGCCAUGGAUGAAGGGAUAGUACCAGGUGGUGGCGCAACUUAUAUACAUCUUUCACAGCUGAUUCACAAAAUGAAGGAUUCUAUGGAAGACAUGGAUGAACGAAUUGGUGCUGAUAUUGUAGCAAAAGCACUCCUUGCACCUUCAAAAGUAAUUGCAACAAAUGCAGGUGUUGAUGGAGAAGUUGUAGUGGAGAAGACUAGAAGGUUUGAUUGGCGAAUUGGGUACAAUGCAAUGUCUGGAAGAUACGAAGACCUUAUCAAUGCUGGAGUUAUUGAUCCUUGUCGAGUUUCAAGGUGUGCCCUACAAAGUGCUGUCUCUGUUGCUGGGAUAGUUCUAACCACCCAAGCUAUAAUGGUAGAGAAAAUGAAGCAGCCCAAGCCAGCAGUCCCACUUGUUCCAGGAAUAGGUCCUUGAAGAAAAAGGAACACUGAUGGAUUAAAGCUGAAGAGUAUCUGAAG